AUGAACAAUGAUGCAAUGGAGCAUACCCUUGGUGGAGGUAUACUUACCACAUCUGGGUCUAAGCAGAGAAAGACCUCUAAGUUUGUAAUGGGUAAAUAUACGUUAUACGAAACCAAAGAUCGAAUGUAUAUUGUUGGAAGCAAUAAAAGGGAAACCAUGUUUCGUAUUCUAGAAAUUGAUCUUACUGUGCCCCGUGGAGAAUUAACUGUGUUGGAGGAUAAUGUCUUCUUCACUAGAAAUGAAAUCAUGAAUGUACUAGCAAGUUUAGAAGAAGCAACUGAAGAUGGUCUACAUAAGAAAAUUACAGGAUACGGUCUUCUGGGAUUCAUUAAAUUCACCUGUUGGUACUAUUUAAUAAUGGUUACCAAGUAUAGCCAAGUUGCAGUGAUUGGCGGUCAUGGUAUUUAUCACAUUGAUGGUAUUGAUAUUAUUCCUAUUACGAACAACUAUAAAAAACCUGAAAAAAGUUCAGAUGAGGCAAGGCUAUUGAAUAUAUUUAAGGAUUUAGACCUAACAAAAACCUUUUAUUUCAGUUAUACCUACGAUAUCACAAAUACUUUACAAACCAAUAUAUUGCGAGAGAAAUUAAAAGCGGUUGACCGAUGUGAUAUUACAAUACCUUGCGGGAUAACCGACUAUAACGAAAUGUUUGUUUGGAAUAACAAUUUAUUAUCUCCUAUUUUUGCUUGUAUUGACACUGUUUUUGAUUGGUUCCAAUGCAUUAUACAUGGAUUUAUUGACCAGGUUAAUGUUUCAGUUUUGGGUAAGUCCAUAUAUAUUACUUUAAUCGCAAGAAGAUCUCACCAUUUUGCUGGUGCACGCUUUCUAAAGCGUGGUGUUAACAAUAAAGGACAUGUUGCUAACGAAGUCGAAACUGAACAGAUUGUAACAGAUAUGAUUUUGACUCCAUUCCAUCAACCGGGAAUUGGAUUUUUUGAUAGUGAUCGAUACACUUCUUUUGUACAACAUCGUGGCUCAAUCCCCUUAUACUGGACCCAGGAUGCGUCCAAUUUAACCACAAAGCCACCUAUAAGAAUCAAUGUGGUAGAUCCAUUUUUUUCUCCGGCUGCGUUGCAUUUUGAUAACUUGUUUCAAAGAUAUGGUGGCGGAACCAUUCAAAUACUGAACUUAAUUAAAACCAAAGAAAAGACGCCAAGAGAAACUAAGUUACUCUGGGAAUUUGAACAAUGUAUAGAUUAUCUGAAUGAAUUUUUACCAACACUAAAGAAAUUAGAUUACACCUCUUGGGAUAUGAGCAGGGCUUCUAAACAAGAUGGUCAAGGUGUUAUUGAAUUCUUAGAGAAGUACGCGGUAAACACUGUCACGACGACAGGAAUAUUUCAUAAUGGUCCAGACUUUGCUUCUACAAAGAUCCAGGAAGGAAUAUGUCGAAGUAAUUGUAUCGACUGUCUUGAUAGGACCAACGCCGCCCAAUUCGUCAUUGGCAAGAGAGCACUUGGUUGCCAGCUCAAAUCUUUAGGAAUUAUCGAUAAUAGUUAUUUAGAGUACGACUCUGAUAUCGUCAACAUACUAACUGAAUUGUUUCAUGAUCUGGGAGAUACUAUUGCAUUACAAUAUGGCGGUUCGCAUUUGGUUAACACCAUGGAGACAUAUAGAAAAAUAAAUCAGUGGAGCUCCCAUUCAAGGGAUAUGAUCGAAAGUAUAAAAAGAUUCUACAGUAAUUCAUUCGUUGAUGCACAAAGGCAAGAUGCGAUUAAUUUAUUCCUGGGUCACUACUCCUGGAGAGAAGGAUUUCCCUCUUUAUGGGAAAUGAAUACCGAUUUCUACUUGCAUAAUGCUUAUAGUCUUAAUAUGCCUAAAAGGAGCUAUACUCAUUGGUGGAAUGAUUACAACAUCAAAAGUGUAAAAGAAUUGAUUAAUGAAGAACUUAUUGCAACAGGUAAUGAUGUGACAAGAGAGAAAAUUAUAAAAAACGUAAGAGGUUAUCCUGGUGCCUUUGACAAUUACUGGAAUGAAUAUUAUCUGCCAAGAUCAGUAACUUGGAUUCGCGAUCUCUUUGCAUAUAAUAUGAAUUCAACAAGAAGAUAUCAUAAUGCUUUGUCCAAACAAGACAAGGCUAUGUCGCCGUUCACUUCUAGGAAGCAAAGUUGGCUGAAUAAUAAGCUAAAGAUGAUCACAUCCAGUAAGAGUUUAGAAAAGGCUGAAGGUAGGGUAGUUGAGACUACCGAUUUAGACAGAGAUACAUCUCCAAAGCAAGAAUUAGAAUUGUAUGAACAUUACCUGCACAUAAUAUCUGACAGAAGCCAAAAGUUGGAAGAGAAAAUGAAUUCAUUUUCGUAUUCAAAAUAUCCAAUUUUUAUCAGUCAUGAAAGUAGUGAGAUUCCACCAAUGAGAAAAGUAAUAGGAGAACCACUAGUUGAUAUUGCAGAAGAUUUCACUGAUGUAUACGAUGAUGAUGAUGAUGGCGACGAUGAGAAUGACGAGAUGACAACAGAAGCACUUCUUAUUGCUCCUGAUCAUGUGUCUGUUGACGAAAAAUUUUACGAAAAAGUCCUCAAUGUCGAUGAUUAUAAACCUGCUCUUGAUGACUAUUCUGCUGUUAUACACAUUAAGCCCGACAAUUUGCAGCUUUACAGGGAUUUGUGCUUUUCUAAAGAUAUACAACUUGAUUUUCAAUAA
Saccharomyces paradoxus is the source of this 2640-nucleotide messenger RNA. It is a transcript of the gene FIG4, whose product is annotated as phosphatidylinositol-3,5-bisphosphate 5-phosphatase. The coding region runs from base 1 to 2640 and encodes 879 amino acids. Gene Ontology annotation, cellular component: intracellular membrane-bounded organelle. Gene Ontology annotation, biological process: phosphatidylinositol dephosphorylation. The transcript has a single exon. The record is from RefSeq and is a predicted model, not a curated record. Gene Ontology annotation, molecular function: phosphatidylinositol-3,5-bisphosphate 5-phosphatase activity. NCBI's taxonomy places the organism in Eukaryota, Fungi, Ascomycota, Saccharomycetes, Saccharomycetales, Saccharomycetaceae.